This is a messenger RNA of Knipowitschia caucasica, 1041 nucleotides long. NCBI's taxonomy places the organism in Eukaryota, Metazoa, Chordata, Actinopteri, Gobiiformes, Gobiidae. The record is from the annotation of a GenBank genome assembly.
AUGGCCUCCUCCGUGUCUGCUGCUGGAGAACAAGAAAUGGAAGUGGACCGAAGAGGAGAGUCGGAGGAAUCUGGAGAUGAUGAAACCAGACGGAAGAGCAUCAAUGGUGACGUGGAUCCUAAUCAACCCACUCCCACAAGUAAAGAGGAAUCUCCUGUUGACAUGGACACUAUCACUUUGGAUCCUGAGGAGGAGGAUGUUGAUCUUGUUCACUGUCGAAUUGGAAAAAUUGAAGGACUGGAAGUUUUACAAAAGGCUAAAACUCUUUCCUUACGACAAAAUCUCAUUAAAAAGAUUGAAAACCUUGCCAGCUUAAAGUUACUGCAGGAGUUAGAUCUUUAUGAUAACCAGAUCCGCAAACUGGAGAACUUGGAUAGUCUUGUGCACCUGGAACAACUUGAUGUGUCUUUCAACAUUAUACGUAAAAUUGAAGGUUUGGAGCAGUUAACCCAAAUGAAGAAACUUUUUUUGCUUCACAACAAAAUUGGCAGCAUUGCUAACUUGGAUCACUUUGCAAGCCUUGAAAUGCUUGAACUUGGAUCUAAUCGUAUCCGGGUAAUAGAGAAUCUUGAUUCACUUUCAUCACUGCAGAGUUUAUUUCUUGGGACAAAUAAAAUCACAAAACUUCAGAACCUUGAGGGCUUACAUAACCUGACAGUUUUAAGUAUUCAGAGUAACAGGAUUACUAAAAUUGAAGGGCUCCAGAACCUUGUCAGUUUAAAAGAGCUGUAUCUGAGCCACAAUGGCAUUGAGGUCAUUGAGGGAUUAGAAAACAAUAAAAAAUUAACAACGUUGGAUAUAGCUGCCAAUCGUGUAAAGAAGAUUGAAAAUAUCAGCCACCUGACCGAAUUGCAGGAGUUUUGGAUGAAUGAUAAUCAGAUAGAAAACUGGUCCGAUCUCGAUGAACUAAAGAAUGCCAAGAUUCUGGAGACGGUUUAUCUGGAAAGAAACCCACUGCAGAAGGAUCCGCAGUACAGGCGGAAGAUCAUGUUGGCUCUUCCCAGUGUUCGCCAGAUCGAUGCUACUUUCAUCCGCUUUUAA